Molecule: messenger RNA, 1076 nt
Organism: Vitis vinifera (wine grape)
Lineage: Eukaryota; Viridiplantae; Streptophyta; Magnoliopsida; Vitales; Vitaceae
Product: single-stranded DNA-binding protein WHY2, mitochondrial
Exons: 8
Coding region: 172-867 (231 amino acids)
Biological process (GO): defense response; regulation of DNA-templated transcription
Molecular function (GO): single-stranded DNA binding
Source: RefSeq, a predicted model, not a curated record
CGUGCACCAAAGUCCUCUCUCUGUGCCUCCAUAAAACCUAAAGACAGGCGCGCGCGCUCUCCCGACAAUGGUGUCUUUCUCUCACUAGAUUCUGUGUCUCUAUCCCUAGAAUUUGGGCUUCUCUCUAGAAUCUGUGGAUUUGUCUCUCUAGAAUUGUGUUUCAGUGGAAAGAUGAUGAAGCUCAAGCAGUUGUUACAGUCCAGGACCCAUUUGUCUGAAAAUCUUUUGCAUGGGAAACCUGGUGAUAUUAGAAAUCCUUCAUGGUUGCAUGCUUUUACAUCUCGGGUUAGCCUUUCAACUGCCACAGACCAUUUUGCUGAUAAAGGAAAUUACCCAGACCGAGUAUAUGCUCCUUAUUGUGUUUACAAGGGCAAAGCUUCAUUGACCGUGUACCCUGUUCUCCCAAAAUUCUCUAGAUUGGAUUCUGGAGGUCUGAAAGUUGAUCGCCAUGGUGUCAUGAUGCUGCAAUUCUCACCUGCUGUGGGUGAGCGCAAGUACGACUGGGAGAAGAAGCAGUUCUUUGCAUUGUCAGCGGUAGAGGUUGGGUCUCUAUUAAGUUUGAGUCCUGGAGGUGGUUGUGAAUUUUUCCAUGAUCCUUCAAUGAAAACAAGUAAUGCUGGUCAAGUGAGGAAGAGCUUAUCAGUUAAGUCUAUGGAUGGUGGUAGCUAUUUUCUUUCUCUGUCUGUUGUGAACAAUAUUCAAAAAACCAAUGAGCGCCUUGCUGUUCCUCUCACAGCUGCAGAAUUUGCAGUGAUGCAGACAGCUUGCAGUUUUGCUCUUCCCCACAUUUUGGGAUGGGAUCGGUACAUGAAUCAAAAGCUACCAAGAACAGAAGCAACUCCAUCAACUUUAGAAUGGGACAGAUGAAUUAAUGCAGGACUUGUAUCUCAUCUCCCUCUUCCUUCUAUUACCAGGUUCUACCCCAUUUGAUUUGCCCUUUUUUUGUCUUCUUUCAGAAGAAAUGCUACAAUUUUAGCUCUUCAUUUAGCCAGUUAUGGUGACUUAUAUGAAUGAUGGCCCCAAACAACCGUCAUCUUAAUUGUGACUUCUUUAGUUGAACUCCCAUAUUUCCCUCU